GUCAGAAUUUGCCUUUUUUGCUUUUUCAGAUGCAAUUAGUUUAACAGCUCGCAGUAGGGUUGCUUUUUUAAUAUUUUCAAAGCUGUAAGGCUAAAGUUUCACGCAGCAUGCAGGCGCGUGUUUGGGUGGAUGCGCUCGCCCAUCCCCGCGCGCGCUCCAGCUCUCCCCUCACCGCUCCUCGGUGUUUUGCUGCUCAGUACUGCUCACACCUGAAGUGACAGAGUGAGGAGUGAGGCUGGAGCUGGGAGAGGAGCGCACACAGCCGGACGCUGCUGCGCGACGCGCAUUUGGAGACGUCCAAAGGGAGGGGGCGCGCGCAUCUGACAAGCAUCUGACGGAUUUCUUCUUUCUUUUUUUUUAAAACCAUUUGGGGCGAAAAGAAACAAGAAUCGAUUGGGAGCGUGGCUCAUCUCGCUUGUCGUCAAAGCACCAUGCGAGCAGAGCAGACGCGCCGUGUGCCAUGCUGAGAAACUCCCCGACUCUCCUGCUGGCUCUGACCGCGGUGGCCGCACUUGUCCCGCCAUGCCAAUGCUGGAGCGACGAGGACCUCCUCCUGCCGCCCAUCAACUCCUCCAACAGGUUCCUGGCCAACCUGGAGGUGGACGUGCGCUUCUCCAAGAGGUCCGUGGAGGAGAGCGACGCCGCGCCCGAUGCCUACCCGCUGCAGGCGCUCAGCCCCUCCGCGUCCCAGUGCAACGUGAGCGUCCACAGACUGCUGCCCACGUCGCUGGUGGCCCGCUGGGACAGCAGCUUCGGCUUCCAGUGUGACGUCCUCAUCUACACCACCAACAACCACGGCAGGGCUUUCUUCUCCGCCUCCAUCAACCGGGCCAUCUCACCCGUGGUCAUCGAGCACCUCGGGGUCACCGGGGGUCAGCAGGAGCUGAGGCUGUGCGUGGGCUGCGGCAUGUCCCGGUACCGCCGCUUCAGCCAGGGCAGGUCGCGGGGUCAGCAGAGCGGGGACCAGGUGACCUUCUGCUGCGUGGACUUCAGCCUCGACGAGCUGAAGGGGGACAAAACUUGGAGGCUGAACAGGAAGCCCAUCGAGUCCACGCUCGUGGCGUGCUUCAUGACCCUGGUCAUCAUCGUGUGGAGUGUUGCUGCUCUCAUAUGGCCGGUGCCCAUCAUUGCAGGCUUCCUCCCCAACGGGAUGGAGCAGAGGAGACCCAGAUAACUGCACACUCAACCCUUUAUAGCCUGUGCUGCCUAAACUAGACCUGUAGCCAUUCAGCUGUACACAAACAUGGAGGCUCCAAGAACACAGCUUUCCUUUAACCUUAGACCUCCUCCUUCCUCACUGGGAAUGUAAGGUAAAGUAUACAGGAUUAUUCUAAUAGCCAAUAGUAAUCUCUACUGGGACCAAUGUGUUUUGUAUACCUGUAGGCCUUCCUCUAGAUUAGAACAAGUCAUUGUAAAGCGUGCGUCUCUGAGCAGUGUUUGUAACUUUUUAACCUUUCUAACGUUUUUGCCUUAUCUCAUGUGUAGAACUUUUGCACAGGAAACUUUAAACAUGUGCUGUCAUUGAUUUACACUAUAAUCCCUUUGAGUCAUAGAUCUAUGUAACCCUUUUUCUAAUCUAACAAUAAAUACUGUUAUCUACGACGGACGUGUAAAAAAGAGGAUUUCAAUUAUUUAUAUAGCUAGAUUUAUAAGGUUUAGUGCAAAUGUUUAUUUGUAUAAAUGUUUGGAGGAGUUUUAAUGAAAAUUAAAAAAAAUAACAAUAUGAAA
Molecule: messenger RNA, 1728 nt
Organism: Oryzias melastigma (Indian medaka)
Lineage: Eukaryota; Metazoa; Chordata; Actinopteri; Beloniformes; Adrianichthyidae
Product: transmembrane protein 158
Exons: 1
Coding region: 461-1174 (237 amino acids)
Source: RefSeq, a predicted model, not a curated record